UUCAAAAUGCGCCCCGAUCGGCCUCGCGACCCCGUCACCGGUCCCGACGAGGGACCGGAGCCCCCGUAUCCCAUCCGCAUGAGUGGACCUGUCAUCAAAGGCUUCGGGCGGGGCAGCAAAGAGCUGGGCAUUCCAACAGCCAACAUCCCCGCCGAUGAACUCUCCCAGCAUCCCGAAUUGUCUGUAGGCGUUUACUACGGCGUCGUGGCGCUCGACCCAGCGCGCUUCGCAACGGGGGAGACCAUCCGCCCGGCGGUGCUGAGCAUCGGAUACAAUCCCUUCUACAAGAACGAGUCCAAGUCGAUUGAAAUCCACAUCAUGCCGCCCCUCUCCGCCCCCUCGCCGACCGCCACUACUUCUACCGACGGACAGGUCACCUUCCACAAAAUGCCCGACUUUUAUGGCACGCCACUCAACUUGCUGAUUCUGGGAUAUAUUCGUCCUGAAUAUGAUUAUGUUUCGUCGGAGGCGUUGAUCGAGGAUAUCCGGGUGGACUGUGAGGUCGCGAGGCGGAGCUUGCAGCGCCCGGCGUAUCGGUGCUAUUUGGUUGAGGAUCCGGCUUGUGAGGGGAAUGUAAGGGAGGAGAUUCGCUGGUUGACCAGUUUCGAAAUGGACCGUCUCCGCCAACACCUCCGUCGUCGCCGCAGCAGUUCCGCCGGCACUAACCCUACCACCAGCAAUGGUACACCACUACAAUCUCCCCCAUCAGCCAACGACAAACACAGUCGUCGUCGCGAAGCAGAAGCCUCUCCCCCACGCAGACUUUACCUGACUUCCGAUACUCCCGACUUCGACGCGGGAAUCCUAUCGCGCUUCCGCGCUGAAGGGUUCGACGUCGAGUAUCUCCCCUUCCGGGGGUGUCAAAAUGCAACAGAUGGCUGUGGAGAUGUAGAUAAAGAGCGCAAGGAAUUGGAGAAUCUGUUGCAUGAGAGGGAAGAUGAUCUCGAGCCGGGCGAAAGAUAUGCCGUCGUUGCAUACAACAAACCCGCCCACCUCCUCCUCGAAUCCCACCACCAACCACUAACAGCCACAAACCCCUUCCCCAGACUCUGUGCCCUAGUGGCAUAUUACCCCGAUGGACCUCUCACCAGCACCAGCACCACCAACAACAACAGCAGUAACCCUUUAUUCCCAGAUACCUCUCGCGGAGCAACAGGAAGUACAUCCUCAACAACAACACCAACAACCUACCCCCCCUCCGUCCCUCUCCUCUGUAUCCAGAUCCACCUCGCCGGUACUUCCACCACCACCACCUCCUCAAUCGCAGACACCCUCCUCAACAGCACCAAAAACCAUCCCCGGAAACGCCACCGCUGCCAUGUCUUCACCUACCCCGAGUCAUCCCCUAGAUUCGCCGAACCUUCUUCAUCAAACUAUGACAAGCUCUCCGCACGCCUAGCAUGGUCUCGCGCCCUCGAGACCCUAAAGCGGGGUUUCGGAUGGCCCGCGACGAAAUGGCGAGUGCCGGAUGUCGAGAGCGUGUGGGAGGAGUAUUGGCGGUGUUUGUCUUCCACUUCCACUUCCACUUCUACUUCUGGGGAAGCGGGAGGUGGUGGUGGUGGUGGAGGUAGUGAAAGAGACGAAGAAGACGAGCGCAGUCACCGCGCAGCGGAACUGGUAGGGUUAAUGGUGGGCAGUGGAAUGGGGGUGCAGCUGGAGAGUGUGCAUAGUAGUGGGAGUUCUUCCUCACAUUUAUAUACUACUACCCGUGGUGCUGGGAAGGGAACAGAGACAGAAACAUGCACGAUUGAAGAGUCGCCUGUCGUGGUGUGUGUGCCUACUUGUGCUGGUGGAACAACCCCUUCCACCAUAACGAAAUUCUACACCAACAGCCACUUCCUCUCUCCCACUCCUUCCCCCUCUAACCAAUCCAUCCGGCUGCUCUCCCGCACUACAGGGCCUGAUCGCAUCGUCGAUGAACUUCUCCUAACCUUCACGCAUGAUCGUGCUAUCCCCUGGUUACUGCCGAAUCUGCCUGCAACGGGGAAGGAGGUCAAGGUGGCGUUGGUGCUGGUGGCCAGUUUCACGGCGGGAAAGGUCGCCCGUGUGCAUGCUUAUUGGGAUCAGGCCAGUGUGUUGGUGCAGGUGGGGGUUUUGAGUAGAGAUGGAUUGCCUGUUGUUGGGGCGGAGGGGGUGGAUAUGGUUGUUUCUUAG
Messenger RNA from Aspergillus eucalypticola CBS 122712, 2154 nucleotides. Its product is annotated as dienelactone hydrolase. The record is from RefSeq and is a predicted model, not a curated record. Gene Ontology annotation, biological process: FMN biosynthetic process; riboflavin biosynthetic process. Bases 7 to 2154 code for a protein of 715 amino acids. Lineage: Eukaryota; Fungi; Ascomycota; Eurotiomycetes; Eurotiales; Aspergillaceae. Gene Ontology annotation, cellular component: mitochondrion. The transcript is spliced from 6 exons. Gene Ontology annotation, molecular function: riboflavin kinase activity.